CGGUUGGGAACAUUCAGGAUGUCAUCAUCUGAACAGAAUACAGCUCACACAGAUCAGUCUCUCCAGGCUCUUGAUCCAGUCAAGCGUUUAUUUGGCACCAAUAAUGAAGUGAAUCUGGAGAGCGAAUUGUGAAACAUUGAACUUCUGUUUUUAGCGUUUUUAUAUUGAUUGUAUUUGUUUACGUUUUUAUUAUGUUAGUGUUAUUACAUAUGUUGACUUUGGACUAAACGGAGCGGACUCGCGUUGUUUGGUGUGCUAGUGAUUUGGUGCUCGUGCGCGAACCGUGUAUCUGGAUGAAAUAAGAGUUUGAGGUUCUAAAACUAGACAUCAGUGGCGUGUUUUUCGGUUUGUCCCCGAUCGUGGUCAGUGCAGUACAGUGGUUCAUGGUCACCCGUGCGUAACCAAUCACAUGGCCGCUCUGGAGUGAAGCAAGCCUCGCCACAGCACCACAGGUCGACCCACUCCCGUCCUCCACAUCGCAGCGAUGCCUCCCGGUGUUGUAGCCCCGUCUCCACGGAGCUCUCCGGCCCGGUGCUUCUACGCCUUGACACCGUACUUCAUAGAGGACUCCGUCAUCUCCCAGAGCAAGAUUGAUCAGCUUAUCAGUGAGAGCUUCCUGACAGUGAAAGGUGCCGCCCUCUUCCUGCCCCGGGGAAAUGGCUCCUCCCCUACCUCUGCUUCCCGCUUCGCUCAGCUCCGCAGCAAACAUGCAGGUGACCUCCAGCAGCACCUGCAGACCAUGUUCACUCUCCUCCGACCAGAGGACAACAUCAAACUGGCUGUCCGGUUGGAGAGUAGCUUGUACCAGGGGACUCGUUACAUGGUGGUGGUCUCCACUAACGGCCGUCAGGACACCGAGGAGAGCUUGGUGCUGGGUAUGGACUUCAGCCCUGCAGACAGCUCGUGCUCGGUGGGGCUGGUUCUCCCUCUAUGGAGCGACUCGCUGAUACACCUGGAUGGAGACGGGGGUUUCAGUGUGUCCACUGAUAACAGGAUCCAUGUAUUCAAGCCUGUGUCGGUGCAGGCCAUGUGGUCUGCUCUGCAGUCGCUCCACAAGGCGUGUGAGGUGGCUCGUUGCCAUAACUACUUCCCCGGCAGUCUGUUCCUGACCUGGGUCAGCUACUACCAGAGCCGGGUCUCCUCUGACCAAUCGCGCAUCAACGAGUGGAACGCCAUGCAGGACGUCCAAUCACACCGUGCCGACUCUCCCGUGAUGUUCUCUGACGUGCCGACGGAGAGAGAGAGGACAGAGCGGCUCAUCAAGACUCGUCUGAGAGAGAUCAUGAUGCAUAAAGACCUGGAGAAUGUCACCUGCAAAGAGAUCCGCACAGAGCUGGAGGUGCACAUGGUGUGUAACCUGUGUGAGUUUAAGGAGUACAUAGACAACGAGAUGAUCCUGAUCCUGGGUCAGAUGGACAGUCCCACUGAGAUAUUUGACCAUGUUUACCUGGGCUCUGAGUGGAACGCAUCCAAUUUGGAAGAGCUGCAGAACAGUGGUGUGCAGUAUAUUCUGAACGUGACGAGGGAGAUUGACAACUUCUUCCCAGGUGUGUUUGAGUACCAUAACAUCCGUGUGUAUGAUGAAGAGGCUACAGACCUGCUGGCCUAUUGGAACGACACCUACAAGUUCAUCUCCAGAGCCAGGAAAGCAGGAGCUAAGUGUUUGGUUCACUGUAAGAUGGGUGUGAGUCGCUCUGCGUCCACGGUGAUAGCCUACGCUAUGAAGGAGUACGGCUGGGACCUGGAGAGAGCAUUCAACUUCGUUAAGGAACGACGUGCUGUCACCAAACCUAACCCCUCCUUCAUGAGACAGCUAGAGGAGUACCAGGGCAUACUGCUGGCCAGUAAGCAGAGACACAACAAGCUGUGGCGUUCCCACUCGGACAGUGACCUAUCGGAGCACCACGAGCCGCUGUGUAAGACCGUCCAACACCCCCACACCCUGGGCCGCUCCCACCCUCGUAACCAGGGUAACAGCCCCGCCGCCCCCUCCCUGCAGGAGCUGCUGCAGCCGCUGGGAUCCCCCUCCAACACGGGCCAGGUGGUGCGGUCCAUCUCUGAGUGUGGGACCCCUUCUAGUGCAGGGAAGGUGGUACAGUCCAGUAGCCAGCCCAAUACUACUGCUACCCAGGAGAAUAAUCUGGACACUAACCAGGAGACUAGGACUGAAGCUCUGUUGACCUCCACAACCGGGGACCGGUCGUUAGGCACCGGGGACCGGUCGUUAGGCACCGGGGACCAGAAUCCUUCAACAGCAGCUACUAUUGGUUCCACUGGUUCCCAGGCCCAGGGGGAGUCUGUGUGUUCCCAGUCACCCCCUCUUUCCAACGGCCUGUGUGAUUAUGAAGAGGACCCCUCAACCCCUCUCCCUCAGCCGCGGGCGGCCACUGUGGUGCCUAACAUUUCCACGGUAACCGUGGCGGAGACCGUGCCGGUCGGACGCCCUCAUUCGCCCCCUAUCCACCACCUCCUUGUCUCCCCCGCCACCCUUCCAACCCCCUCCGAUGAAGACGAGACUCCGAAAGCCAAGGAGCCGUCCACCACCUUGCCUAAGGAAAAAUACUGCCAGCUGCAGGUGACACCAUCAGUGCCUGAGUCAUCGUCGAUGACCCCGGAAACAAGCACACAAACAGCAGGACCACAAGAGCCGUCCACACCAGUGCCUGACAAGAAACUAGACUGUGACCAGCGGUUACCUGGGGCAUCAUUGGGCAGUUCAGCAUUACAACAACCCUCCAGUAUUGAGGUACUCAUCAUUAGUCAGCCCAGUGCUCCCCCUCAGGACCCUGCUCUCGAGGCGGAGGGGUCCUCGGCUCUCAGCACAGACCACAUCAACUUCUUCAGCGCCAGAGAGAAGUUCCAGGGCCUGACUCAGGAUGGGAGGACCCGUUGCCUUUCUGAUCAGGCACUGCAGCAGACACCUCAGCCCAUACCCAGGGAUCCAGGACAGGAACAGCAGGAGGAUCCCUCUGCUGUGGCGACUGGGGAGGAGGAGGAGGUCGAGGAGAGGAAGAGGGAGAGCAUUGUCUCUGUUCACCUCAUAGUCACUGAACUGGAGUCCAUGACGCACACUGUGGCCCCUCCCCCUGGCCCUCCCAGCCAACCAGAGCCUACUGCUUCCCAGGACCACGAAGUGGGUCAGUCAAACCAGGAAGUAGAGGGCAAAGAUGCAGAGUCACAGCAAGAAGUGGAGGUUGUCAAAGAGGAAGUGAAGGAUGAAGCAGAAGAGAUGGAAGCAGUCUCCCACUCUCCUCCCGCCCCUCACUCUGCUGAUUGGGCGAUGGGCUCUGUGCGCCGCGUCACCCAACAGCUGGAGCAGCGAAUGAGGCAGGACUCCCCUUCCCCUCCUCCACCUUCCCUCCCCCCCACCCACCCCCAUCGUCGCUCCCCUCUCUUCCCUCACUCAAGAGAACACUCCCCUCCUGCCUCUCACCCCUUCCCAGAGACAAACUCCAACCCCCAGAAUGCACCACGCUGCCUGCAGGGGUCAGAGGUCAGCACUGUGCAGGAAAAGGAUGGGGGCUGUAGUCCUAUGGAGGAAGAUGGAGGACAGGAGGCUUGGAGAGAAGGUUUACAUGAAGACAGUGUCCAAAUGCACAAACACAACCUUAGUGAUGGCAGCCUUGCAUCUACCCUCCACCCUACCCUCAUCACCCCUCUCUAUCCUACCCUAAACUCCGUCAUCGACCCCCUCUCUUCCGUGGAUUUCCUGUGUCUGGAGGGGGUGACAGAGUUUGAGUCGGGCACAGACUGGGACAGUCUCCCGGGUCGAGGACUCCCCGGUGACGACAUCAUGAGGGAGACAUGGGAAACUCUGCGGGAGCUGGGGGCGUUCCUUCGCCAGGUGAGCGGGGGCGGAGCCAAGGUACCCAGGUGUGUGGGCCAGGUGUGGGGGGAAGGUACGCAGGCGAGGCAGAAGAGGGUCAGGGGUGGCGACAGGCAGAGAGCCAGGGAGGUGGAGGCACGGAUUCGCCAGGCUGGGCUUACACCGCCCUCCCUGAUGAAGCGCUCUGCCUCAUUGGCUAAGCUGGGCUGCUUAGAGCUGUCGGCCAAUGACCUGAGCAAUUGGGAUAUUAGCCCCACCUCUCUGGCGACACCCGCUGUGGAACCCCUCCUUCCUUCCACAGCAGCUGACGAGUCCUCCAGGAAACUGAGGGUGCUGUUCCACAAUGCCCUGUGUCCUUCUGUCUCGACCAGCAGGCAAGAGUCCCUCACCAACAGAGCGGAGAGGCCUUGUGAGAGUGGACACACCCCCUCAGAACACUUGCAUUCUCCUACAUCCAAUCAAGGCUGGCAGAAGGGGAAACGUCGUGACUCUGGCCACGCCCCCUCGCUGACGCCUGACCUGAUCUCCGUGGCAACACGACAGCAGUACGGAAGGACACACCCCCUACGUAGGCUGAAGAAACGGACUGUCAGCACCCUCUACCACACUAUGUGACCCUCACUGUGUGUGAGAGAGUGAUGAAAACUGGUUCAUUUCUUUCUGGAACUAUUUGAAAGCUGGUCAAACGCCAGCCACUUCCCUUAGCCCCUACCACCUUCCCUGGCAGAUGAUAGUCAGAUGUGUGUAAAAUAUGCCAGCCUCCUCUAGGAUCAUUGGAAGGCUAGAUGGAUUAUAGCUAACACAAAGCUGAUCGCUUCAGGGCGUGAGGGCAUCAUGUAUGUAGUGACUUCUAGGAUGUGUAAUGUUUCUUGUUGCAUACUGUAUGUAGUGUGUAUUUGAGUUAUCAUUUUAGGAUGUCCUUUGUUUUCUAUUGGUUGGAGUCUGAACUGUUUGUGUGAGGCAGAAUAUCUCCGUGUGUGUGUGUGUUUUAAAAUAAUGUUUGACUUUUGUGUACAUAAUAGGAAGUGUGUGUGGGACUGAAAAGUGCAGUUUCUCCCUUCCUAUCAGAAAUAACAAUGAUAUGGGGAGGUUUCUCAAAUAUGCACUUUAGUGUUUUUUGAUUAAUGUAUGGUUCCUACUCUUGGAGCAUGCUUAAUGUGAGUUGAAUAGUUGUGAGUAUUUUACAGUGCAGAAAUGUCAUUUCCUUUUAAAUCUGUAAAUAUUCUCAUUUUUUUAUGUGCUUAAACUGUGACCAAUAAAUAAUGACAACUUAA
This is a messenger RNA of Salmo salar (Atlantic salmon), 5100 nucleotides long. RefSeq lists its product as uncharacterized. Gene Ontology annotation, biological process: negative regulation of actin filament polymerization; protein dephosphorylation. The record is from RefSeq and is a predicted model, not a curated record. NCBI's taxonomy places the organism in Eukaryota, Metazoa, Chordata, Actinopteri, Salmoniformes, Salmonidae. Gene Ontology annotation, molecular function: phosphatase activity; actin binding.